This is a messenger RNA of Arctia plantaginis, 492 nucleotides long. NCBI's taxonomy places the organism in Eukaryota, Metazoa, Arthropoda, Insecta, Lepidoptera, Erebidae. The record is from the annotation of a GenBank genome assembly.
AUGUUCACAGAUGAAACUUCCGAUAAAGAAAGUGAGUACGAAGAUAGAAGCCCGGAGGACAGCCCAAAUAUUACCAAAAAAUCAUUAUCUACGGUAGGCUUUAGAAACAACCCUGAAAACCAAAAUGCUAGGCCCCUUGCGCUACGGGCCACACAAUCUUUUACCGGAGCCGUCGAAGAACUCAGGUUAUGUGGCAACUUCCAAAGAAUAAACUUAUGUAAUAGGAUAAAUGUAAUGUCAGCGCCUAAAAUAGCUGCAGUGUGCCCAUGUGGUUGCCUUCUUCGGCCAGCUACUACUGGACCAUUCAGAACUAGAGAACAGAAUACACUAGCGCUCCAUGUGGUCUCGCCAGAAGUGCUUAGUUACCAUGGCUAUUGCUUUGAACCUAAUCAGAUAGCCAUGUUUUGGAAGAAAGAUUGUAGAAUGUUCUUGUGGAAAGGAAAAGCCAAAAUGAAGAAUGUUAUUCAUGCUGAGUCACACAGAAAGAGCUAA